AUGUGGUGUGACAGUGUGGCAAUCUGUCACCCAGGAUUCUCAACAAGGCAGGUUGAGGGGCUCCAGAGGGUUUAUUUGAUGCAGAGGAAACUGGCUUUUCAGUUUCCUCAUUUAUUUGUAAAGUCUGUUUCGGGAUCUGGAGCCUGGAGAUUUCUAAGUGAUCUGGGAGGGAUGAAAUCUCCAAUCCUGGGUCCAUGUUUUCCGAACCCCCAGCACACUAAUGGCACAGGUGUGUGCAGGGCUUUAAAUAAGAACCUGACUAUGGGUCUGGGCUCCACCUCGGCAGACAAGAGGUCAGUGCUCAGGAGUCAGGAGGAGGUGAGGUGG
Messenger RNA from Staurois parvus, 327 nucleotides. Lineage: Eukaryota; Metazoa; Chordata; Amphibia; Anura; Ranidae. The record is from the annotation of a GenBank genome assembly.